Messenger RNA from Aspergillus terreus NIH2624, 3180 nucleotides. RefSeq lists its product as uncharacterized. Bases 1 to 3180 code for a protein of 1059 amino acids. Gene Ontology annotation, molecular function: phosphopantetheine binding. Lineage: Eukaryota; Fungi; Ascomycota; Eurotiomycetes; Eurotiales; Aspergillaceae. The transcript is spliced from 3 exons. The record is from RefSeq and is a predicted model, not a curated record.
AUGGGUAUCCCGCAGUACAAUGGACCGGCUGACACCAAGGCUUCACCCCAAGAGCAGUUGGUGGCUCAGUUUGGCCGUCUGCACAUUCUCGAUGACCUGAUCCGUCUACGAGCGUCAGACGCCGUCCAGCAGCCUAUUCUGGCGUACCCCAAGCCCUCGGACAACGACGAUGUCUCCUAUGAGUACUUUACCGGGCAGGACCUGGACUGCAUGGUGGACCAGGCUGUCUGCGCCUUGAUGGACUGUGGUUUCAAUCCUGUAGGUCAGAGAUAUCCGCGACGCGAGAAAGCCAUCGUGGCCCUCUUCACUCUAUCGGAUCUCAACAUGGUGGUGACCUUUUUCGCCCUCAGUCGACUCGGAUAUACAGUGAUGAUGCUCUCGCCACGCCUCUCAGCCGCUGCAUGUGUCUCUCUGCUGGACGUCACCGGCUGCGAUACAAUUCUCUAUGGUCAGACACCCAACAUCCGAGCAACAAUGGGCGAGAUCCUGCGCCUGAAGCUGGUAGCAUGCCGGCCCAUGAUCCAGAGAGCCGGUCUCGACGAGUACGCAUCCGAGUCCACCUUUGUCGUCCUCAACCGAAGCCGCAAUCCCGAAGUGCAAACGAACAAGAUCGCUCUGAUCCUGCACUCGUCCGGGUCGACCGGCACCCCGAAGCCCCUGUAUCUCAGCCACAAAGCACUCAUGACACACCCCCUGCGCGGCCCUGGCCUGACUUCGUUCAACUCGCUGCCCUGGUACCAUCUCCACGGCCUCUCGACCGCCCUGCAGGCCAUGUACAUGAGAAAGACGGCAUACAUGUGGGAUGCGUCGCUGCCGCUGACGGCCACGUCGGUCGUGUCUGCCCUGGAGGCGGCACAGCCCGAGUCCGUCCAGGCCGUUCCGUAUCUCCUGCAGCUGCUGGUCGACAGUGCGCGCGGGCUGGACGCGCUGCGGACAUGCAAGCUCGUCACGUACGGAGGGGCGCCGUGUCCCGACGAGCUGGGGGAUCGCCUGGUGGCGGAGAAGGUGAAGUUCGGAGGUUCAUUUGGCUUAACGGAAGCUGGUCUCGUGGCCGAGUCAAUCUCCCGUCCAGCAGACGACCGCUUCUGGAACUACCUCAAGUUCUUCGACAACAUUCGCCCCUUCAUCUGGAUGAAGCCCAUCAGUGACGACCUCUUCGAAUGCGUCUACCUCUCCGGCCAUCCGGCCCUGACAACCUCUAACUCCAAUGAGCCUCCGGGCUCCUUCCACUCGCGUGACGUCUUCACGCCGCACCCGACCAUCCCCGACAGAUGGAAGUAUGUCACGCGUGUUGACGACCGCAUCACCCUCGUCAACGGCGAGAAGGUUCUCCCCCUGCCGAUCGAGGGCACCAUCAAGCAGAGCCCGCUCGUGCAGGAAGCCGUCGUCGUGGGGGUGGGCAAGACCGUUCCGGGGCUGUUGAUAUUCCCGUCCACCGACGCCAACAUGCUCUCCAGCGAAGACAUCCUGCAUCUGCUGGCACCGACGAUCGACGAGGCCAACUCGCGCGCGGAGCAGUUCUCACAGAUCUCGCGCGACAUGGUCGUCGUCCUACCCUCUGGCGCCGUCUGCCCGCGCACAGACAAGGGGUCGAUGAUCCGCGCGCAGGUCUACGCGAAGUACGCGGACAUCAUCGACGAGAUGUACACGCGGCUCGACAGAGGCACCGACGGCACGCUGCAGCUCGACCAGGCCAACACGGAGACACAUCUCCUGAAGCUCUGCCGCGACGAACUGGGCUUCUCCGUGCCCAGCGUCGACGCAGACUUCUUCGCGCAGGGCAUGGACAGCCUCAAAGCCAUCCAUCUGCGGCGGCUAAUUCUUCGCGAGUUCCGCAUCGACGACGGUAAGGCGAUCCCACAGAACAUCGUCUUCGAGACGGGCAACAUCACCCGUCUAGCAGCCCACAUCCACAGCAUCCAGUCCGGCCAGGCCGCCCCCGCCAUCGUCACAGACGACCUCGCCCUCAUGCCCGACCUGAUCGCGAAAUACUCCUCCUUCCGCACACACACCCCCAACCCAGCCCUGGCCAGCUCCCAGCGCAGCGUGAUCCUCACCGGCGCAACGGGCUCCAUCGGCGCGCACACGCUCUACCGGCUCCUCAACGACGACACCGUCGCAGCCGUCUACUGCCUCACGCGCCGGGCCCAACCCAAGCCCGCCAUCCUCGACGCCCUCUCCCGCAAGGGCCUGAACGUGCCGGACUUCCGCACAAAGAAAAUCGUCGCCCUGCAGAGCAGCCUCGACGCCCCCGACCUUGGCCUCGACGCGGCCACCCUCGAGACAAUGCGCCAGUCCGUCUCGCUGAUCAUCCACACAGCCUGGCCGGUGAACUUCAACCUCCCGCUGUCCAGCUUCGAGCCGCACAUCCGCGGCGUCUACAACCUAGCCAACUUCUCGCUCUCAGUGCACCUGCCCUCCCCCGCCGUCAUGCUUUUCUGCUCCUCCAUCUCGACCGCGCUCGGCGCCCCAUCAUCCACCAUCCCCGAAGCCCCCGUGCCCGAUCUCGCCAGCGCACUGGACAUGGGCUACGGACGGUCGAAGCUGAUCGGCGAGAAGAUCGUCAGCGCGGCGCGGCAGGCCGGCGCGCGGGCCUUCACCCUGCGCAUCGGGCAGGUGUCGGGGCACUCGAAAAAGGGCCUGUGGAACGACUCGGAGGCGCUCCCGCUGCUGAUCCGGUCGGCGCUGACGCUCAAAGCGCUGCCAGCGCUGGACACGACGUGCUCGUGGCUGCCGGUCGACAAGGUGGCGAGCGGUGUGCUCGAGCUGGCGAAGUCGUGCGCGGCGCAUUCGCUGGAGACGCCUGUGCCGCCGGCCGGGGAAGACGACACGGUGUACAACGUGUGCAAUUCGCGGGUGUUUACGUGGGGGUCGCUGCUGGAGACGCUGCGGAGCAGCGGGUUCGAGUUCGACGUCGUGCCGUUCGCGCAGUGGCUGGGGAUGUUGCGGGCGAGCGCGGCGCGCGGCGAGGAGCGGGUCAAUCCGGCUGUGAAGCUGGCGGAUCACUACGAGGCGAUGUAUGGUGGGGAGACGGCGGGGGAGAAGACGUUUGUCACGGAGAAGGCGGAGCGGGAUAGUGUGACGUUGCGGAAUGGACGGCUGCGGAUUGUGAAGGAUGGGAUUUUGCAGCGGUAUGCGCAGGACUGGUUGAAGCGGUGGGCUGUGGCGGAAUGUAAUUAG